Molecule: messenger RNA, 3106 nt
Organism: Pocillopora damicornis (cauliflower coral)
Lineage: Eukaryota; Metazoa; Cnidaria; Anthozoa; Scleractinia; Pocilloporidae
Product: polypeptide N-acetylgalactosaminyltransferase 2
Biological process (GO): protein O-linked glycosylation
Cellular component (GO): Golgi apparatus
Molecular function (GO): polypeptide N-acetylgalactosaminyltransferase activity
Source: RefSeq, a predicted model, not a curated record
UGUCUAAAUACAAUGUAAAUAGCAUACAGAACACAAUUUUGCUCCGAUUUUAUCAUGAUUAUCAGAAAAAGGAGAGUUUUUGCCGUUGCUUUGAUAGUGAUAUGGCUUUUAGGAAUACUGUAUUUCACAUCGGAUUCGGGGUUAUUACGGAGCGAGCCGCCAAAGUAUAUUCACAAAGAAGUAGGAGUGGAAAGACCAGCCUUUGAUGAAGAGGCUUAUCUUAAAGGUGGAGCACUGAAGGAUGGAGAAGAUAAAUAUGAUAGGAAUCAAUUUAAUCAAGCCGCAAGUGAUGCUAUUGGGGGAGAUAGAACAGUUCCAGAUACUAGACAUUCACAAUGUAGAUAUAAAGAAUAUUCUAAAGAACUACCUGCAACAACUGUUAUAAUAACAUUUCACAAUGAGGGAAGAUCAACCCUUCUUAGAACUGUUAAAAGUAUAUUAAAUAAGAGUCCACCAAGCCUCAUCACAGAAAUAAUAUUAGUAGAUGACUUCAGUGAUAAUGUUGAUGAUGGUCAGCUCUUGUUAGGGCUUCCAAAGGUCAAAGUUCUUAGAAAUGACAAAAGAGAAGGGUUAAUACGAUCUCGUGUUAAAGGAGCAAAUGCUGCCACCAGCACUAUAUUAACAUUUCUUGACAGCCACUGUGAGUGUAAUGUUGGCUGGUUAGAGCCUCUAUUACAGAGAAUUGUAGAGGAUAGAACAGUUGUAGUUAGUCCAAUUAUUGACGUAAUCAACAUGGAUGAUUUUAAUUACCUUGGAGCUUCAGCAGACAUUAAGGGAGGAUUUGAUUGGAGUCUACAUUUUAAGUGGGACAGCUUAACAACGAAAGAGAAACAAGCGAGAAAGAAAAAUCCAGUGGCACCAAUUAGAACGCCGAUGAUUGCUGGUGGCUUAUUUGUGGUGGAGAAAGCCUGGUUCGAGAAAUUAGGGCAGUAUGACGUCAUGAUGGACAUCUGGGGCGGAGAAAACUUUGAAAUCUCCUUCAGGACAUGGCAAUGUGGAGGAAGCAUGGAAAUCAUUCCUUGUUCAAGAGUUGGUCACGUGUUCAGAAAAAGACAUCCCUAUUCAUUUCCUGAUGGAAAUGCCAACACUUACAUGAAGAAUACCCGCCGAACGGCUGAGGUUUGGAUGGACGAGUUCAAGAGAUUCUAUUAUGCUGCACGUCCCAUGGCGCGGAGUGCCAAUUAUGGAAGUGUGAAAUCAAGAAAAGAGCUGCGGGAACGUCUAAAAUGCAAGCCAUUCAAGUGGUAUUUGGAGACUGUUUAUCCAGAUCUUCAAGUCCCUGAUUCAAAGGAUGUGUCCUUCGGGGAGUUGAAGCAAGGCAAGAAAUGUCUGGAUACACUUGGUAGCCAGGCCGGCGGCUCUAUCGGCCUAUUCGAUUGUCACGGACAGGCAGGAAAUCAGGAGUGGGCUCUCACAAAAACAAGUUUAGUACGUCACCACGACAUGUGUUUGACGCUCAAAGACUCUUCGCCUGGAAGGCCAGUUGUAAUAGAAGGCUGUCGAGAUACUGACAACGAACAGAUGUGGGAACACACCCCUAAACGCACUCUGCGCCACAGACAGUCUGGCUUGUGCCUGGACAGCAAAGACGUCAAGAGUGGUCAACACGUGACGGUAGAUAACUGUGACAUCGACAAUUAUUCCCAAAUAUGGCAAUUCUCUCUUAACAUGAACAAUUAACUCUAAUUUCUUUCUAUGAAGUAAUUUUUUUACGACUAAAAAACAAAAUAGUAGACAGCAGUAAAUAUUUUAUAGUAUCUGACUUCUGAUAAUUUUGUACAAGAGUAAAAAAAAAAAAAGUCUGCCAAUUUUACUUUGAUUCCAGACACUUUUGAUUAUUAACAACUAUUAACAACUAUUCACCGAAGUCGAAAUGGAUAUUACUUAGUUGCGAAGCGGUGAAGUUAAAAUCCACCGCAAGCCACUGACAUAAUAUACUAAAACAGUGAGAUAAAAUGGCACAAAAAGAAGAUUUGAACUCAUUUAUUCGUGCGACGAUUACAAUAUUUUCGGGCGCAAAUCCUGCGCUAUUGCUCGGAGGUGAAGAGGAAGGGAUAUUUGGAUUUUGAGUAGCCAAUCAGAGCGUGCCUUUAUCGCUAUCCUCUGUUUUAGUAUAUACUAACAAUUGCAAUAGCAUAAGGUACUUUUCUUAAACUUCUAGAACACGUGCGAUGACGUUCUGGCAAGUUUUGAGACGGUAAUCGUAGGAACCCCGUGUGCUUAAUAACGUGAUUUGGUUAAAUAUCUUGACAUUGUCCGUGGGUUACCACAGAGAUUGACUGAUAAAAUCAUACCUGCUAGGGCUUGGGUUUUCAUUCUUAGCUUUAUAUGAUUUUUUUUUUAUGUCACUGAUUUGUAUAUACAGCUCAAUCUUAACCAUUCGGUGAACUUCAAUUAAUCAAUCAAGUUUUCAACAGUGUUGCUUAGGUUACGUCAGCUUCCGAAAGCAUUUGCAUCAAUCUCCUCGAAGUUUUUUAUCCAUUAUUGGAAAAAUGUAUUGAACAAGAGAUAGAAUAACAAUUAAUGGCUAAAAUUGAUGGUAACAAGAUUGAGUUGAGUACAAACCAGGGAGUAUUUAGGCGAAUAAUUUCAAACCGGCCGAGCGCGAUUUGAAAUUAGCCUGCUGACUGGCAGGCUAGUCAGACAUCUUCAGUACAUCCAGUUUUUGUUUUCAAGCUGGCCCUGAGAGCUGGAAAGAUAGAACAGCCACACUGCAGAGACAAACUUCGUUCUAAUUCAUAUACUGCAGAGACAAACUUCGUUCUAAUUCAUAUACUGCAGAGAUGAAUAUCGUUUGAACUUGACAGGAAGGAUAGAGUAAAAACCUUGCCCUCCCUUUCCUAGCAAAAAACUUUGGGAAUAUGAAACUUGAGCUUUUUCAUAAACACAAACAUCAGCUAAUUUAAACAAACGAGCGUGCAUGACUAUUUAUCUAUCCAUUUUGCAAUGUGAAUAGGUAGCGAAUAAUUCCUAUAGAAUAAAAUUUAGUGUACAGUUCAAUUUGAUCAAUGCUCGUAUCACCGUUGUGUUAUUAGGACGUUUUACAAAUAGGGAAUUGGGUACUGAGAUGUAAAGCAAUAAAGGUUUUUAUAAGGCUCUUUCUAAA